AUGCCUGAACAAACUCAAAUUCCAAGCGUUCGCUGGGCUCAACAACGUGAACAUGUUCUCUUAACUGUCACUGUUCCUGACCUUGAGAAAGUUGACGUUAAAUUUGAAGAAGAUUCCGUCUCCUUUCAAGGUCAAUCAGGAUCGAAAAAUAGCAAAGAGAAAACUAAUUAUGCCGUGAAAAUUGACUUAUACGAAAAAAUCGAUCCAGAAACAAGUAAAUUCGAAAAUGUUGGUCAAAAAUUCUGGCGUCUGUUGUUGAAGAAGAAGGAUGCCAAAGCUAGCUUUUGGCCACGUUUAACCAAGGAGAAAGCACGUUUACAUUGGUUACAAACGGACUUCGAUCACUGGAAAGAUGAAGACGAAAGUGACGAUGAAAAACCAGGCUUCGGUGGUAAUUUUCAAGAUAUGUUUUCAGGAGGCAUGGGUGGCAUGGGUGGCAUGGGCGGCAUGGGCGGUAUGCCAGGCAUGGGUGGUAUGCCGGGCAUGGAUAUGGGUGAUGGUUCCGAUGAUGAAGCCGAUUCGGAUGACGAAGAUGAAGCAACAGCUGAAUCCGGUGAUAGUGCUUCAAAUAAACAAGAAUCAAACAAAUCAAAUGCUGACCCGGUUUCGUCAACAUCAAAUGCUGAACAAGUAUCAGCUGCCAAAGAACAAUAA
This is a messenger RNA of Adineta ricciae, 654 nucleotides long. The record is from the annotation of a GenBank genome assembly. NCBI's taxonomy places the organism in Eukaryota, Metazoa, Rotifera, Eurotatoria, Adinetida, Adinetidae.